GCGCCGGCGCACCGCCCGCUAGAAGCCGAGGGCGGGACGUGGGCGCGGCAGAGCCGAGGCAGCGGCGGCGCGGACGGACUGUGGGUGAUCGGCAUGGCUCGCCUGGUGCUGGGUCUGGUGAGCUGUACCUUCUUUCUAGCAGUCAGCGGUCUGUAUUCCUCUAGUGAUGAUGUCAUCGAGUUAACACCAUCAAAUUUCAACAGAGAAGUAAUUCAGAGUGAUGGUCUAUGGCUUGUAGAAUUUUAUGCACCAUGGUGUGGUCAUUGCCAGAGGUUAACACCAGAAUGGAAGAAAGCAGCAACCGCGUUGAAAGAUGUGGUUAAAGUCGGUGCAGUUGAUGCAGAUAAACAUCAGUCCCUGGGAGGUCAGUAUGGAGUCCGGGGAUUUCCCACCAUCAAGAUAUUUGGAGCUAACAAAAACAAACCAGAAGAUUACCAGGGUGGCAGAACUGGAGAAGCCAUUGUAGAUGCCGCCCUCAGUGCCUUGAGCCAGCUCGUGAAGGAUCGCCUUGGUGGGCGGAGUGGUGGGUACAGUUCUGGAAAGCAGGGUAGAGGUGAUAGUUCAAGUAAGAAGGAUGUGAUAGAAUUGACGGAUGACACCUUUGAUAAGAAUGUCCUUGACAGUGAAGACGUUUGGAUGGUUGAGUUUUAUGCUCCAUGGUGUGGACACUGCAAAAACUUGGAGCCAGAAUGGGCUGCUGCGGCCACAGAGGUAAAGGAGCAAACAAAGGGAAAAGUGAAACUGGCAGCCGUGGAUGCCACCUUGAAUCAGGUUCUGGCCAGCCGAUACGGGAUUAAAGGAUUCCCUACAAUCAAGAUAUUUCAGAAAGGCGAGUCUCCUGUGGACUAUGAUGGUGGUCGGACGAGAUCUGACAUAGUGUCAAGGGCCCUUGAUUUGUUCUCUGAUAAUGCCCCACCUCCAGAGCUGCUUGAGAUAAUCAAUGAAGACAUAGCCAAGAAGACAUGUGAGGAGCACCAGCUCUGUAUCGUGGCCGUACUGCCUCACAUCCUGGACACUGGAGCUGCAGGCAGAAACUCUUACUUGGAAGUUCUUCUGAAACUGGCUGACAAGUACAAGAAGAAAAUGUGGGGGUGGCUGUGGACAGAAGCUGGAGCCCAGUAUGAACUGGAGAACGCACUAGGGAUUGGAGGGUUCGGGUACCCUGCCAUGGCAGCCAUCAAUGCACGCAAGAUGAAAUUUGCUCUUCUCAAAGGGUCUUUCAGUGAACAAGGCAUCAAUGAGUUUCUCAGGGAACUGUCUUUCGGGCGUGGCUCCACAGCACCUGUAGGGGGAGGGUCCUUCCCUACCAUCACUCCCAGGGAGCCCUGGGAUGGCAAGGAUGGUGAGCUUCCUGUGGAGGACGACAUUGACCUCAGUGAUGUGGAGCUUGAUGACCUGGAGAAGGAUGAAUUGUGAGGGCCACAGCCCAGCCUUCAAAUGUCUUUCCUUGGGAAUGAGCAGUUUUCCUGCAGUAAAAGUUCUUCCGGUCAGCUGUCUGCUGCUGUCCUUUCCGAGCAGCACGUGCCGGCCACUGGAAACUGCCAACAGUGAACCUCAGCGUCUCAAGAAAACACUGAAGAAUUCUAUGAAUUGUAGCAGUGAAUUGGAUUGUAUUCUCUGGCAUAUUUUGAAGAAAACUGGGCUAUUGAAACAUUUUUCCCUCCUAACUGCUGCUUGAAUGUUCUUGGAGGCUAUUUCUUAUGUAUAGGGUUUUUAAAAUGUGAUUCCUUUGUUUGAAUAUUAAUGGCUUUUUCCAUUAAAGAAUAAAAUGAUAUUUUGGACAAUG
Mastomys coucha (southern multimammate mouse) is the source of this 1786-nucleotide messenger RNA. It is a transcript of the gene Pdia6, whose product is annotated as protein disulfide isomerase family A member 6. Gene Ontology annotation, cellular component: endoplasmic reticulum lumen. Gene Ontology annotation, molecular function: protein-disulfide reductase activity; protein disulfide isomerase activity. Lineage: Eukaryota; Metazoa; Chordata; Mammalia; Rodentia; Muridae. The record is from RefSeq and is a predicted model, not a curated record. Gene Ontology annotation, biological process: response to endoplasmic reticulum stress. Bases 94 to 1416 code for a protein of 440 amino acids. The transcript has 13 exons.